Hevea brasiliensis (rubber tree) is the source of this 1845-nucleotide messenger RNA. Its product is annotated as cellulose synthase-like protein G3. Lineage: Eukaryota; Viridiplantae; Streptophyta; Magnoliopsida; Malpighiales; Euphorbiaceae. Gene Ontology annotation, cellular component: trans-Golgi network; plasma membrane. Gene Ontology annotation, molecular function: mannan synthase activity; cellulose synthase (UDP-forming) activity. The record is from RefSeq and is a predicted model, not a curated record. Gene Ontology annotation, biological process: plant-type primary cell wall biogenesis; cellulose biosynthetic process. Bases 303 to 1721 code for a protein of 472 amino acids. The transcript is spliced from 6 exons.
UUUCAUGGAGGCUGCUAAGUUUGCUGCGCACUGGUUACCAUUUUGCAGAGAGAACAAUAUUGUGCAGAGGAACCCCGAAUCCUAUUUUGAAUCAAAUUAUUCUUCUUCCUCUGAGGCUGUCGAGAUUAUUAAGAGUGGAGCAUGUUGUGGAGAAAGGAAAGAUAGGCGAUGAGUAUAUCACUAGCGAUGAAGAGCGCCAAGCUUUCAAUCAAUGGACACAUAACUUCACGAGCCAAGAUCAUCCUACUGUUAUUCAGGUUUUAUUGGCAAAUAACAGGAGCAAGGACGUUACCGGAAAUUUUAUGCCUAAUCUUAUUUAUGCUUCUAGAGAGAAAAGUAGCACUUCACAUCAUCACUUCAAGGCUGGUGCCUUGAAUGUUUUGCUACGAGUAUCAGCUGUGAUGACCAAUGCACCCAUAAUCUUGACACUAGACUGUGACAUGUAUUCCAACGAUCCGCAGACACUUCUUCGAGUUUUGUGUUAUUAUUCGGACCCUGAAAUUCGUUCCAAAUAUUCGUAUGUUCAAUUUCCUCAGCAUUUUCAUGGGAUCAACAAAAAUGACAUAUAUGCUUGUCAAUUCAAACGAUUGUUUGUAAUUCAACCUAUGGGGUUUGAUGGGCUAGGGGGUUCCAAUAAUGUUGGAACCAACUUAUUCUUCUCCAGGAGAGCAUUCUUUGGUAGCCCAUCCAAUUUUAUAUCACCAGAAAUUCCUGAGUUGAGCCCAGAUCAUUUGGUAGACAAGCCCAUACAGUCCCCAGAAGUCUUGGCAUUGGCUUGUCAUGUGGCAGGUUGCAAUUAUGAGAACCAAAGUGCCUGGGGCUACAAGAUGGGCUUUCGAUAUGGUUCGUUGGUUGAGGACUUUUUUACGGGUUAUCAACUAUGUUGUGAGGGUUGGAGAUCCAUGUUUUGCAAUCCAGAUAGGCCAGCGUUUCUGGGGAAUGCUCUCAUAAGCUUGGUGGAUUUGUUGAGUCAACUGAAGCGGUGGGCUGUUGGUGGCUUUGAGGUGGGCUUCUCAAAAUACAGCCCAAUGAUAUAUGGCAUCAGACGUUUGGGUCUUCUCAUGACGCUACUUUAUUCACAGUAUGCAUUCUGGCCUAUUUGGUCAAUUCCGAUAACCACAUACGCUUUUCUCCCCCAGCUAGCUCUCAUCAAUCAAGUUCGCGUCUUCCCAAAGGUCUCAGAACCAUGGUUUCUGCUGUAUCCAUUUCUUUUCCUGGGGGCCUAUUGGCAGGAUUAUUUCGACUUUGUCUCGGCUAAUGGAACAUUCCAAAUGUGGUGGAAUGAUCAAAGGAUUUGGACCAUAAGAGGACUCACAAGUUUAUGGUUUGGAUCACUUGAAUUCUUGCUCAAAUCCUUGGGCAUUUUGACACAUGACUUCAGUUUGACCAGCAAAGUGAUUGAUGAUGAGCAAAGUAAAAGAUACGACCAAGGGAUCUUUGAUUUUGGGGUUCCAUCGCCCAUGUUUGUGCCCCUAACAAUGGCAGCAUUGAUAAACUUAGUGUCAUUUAUUAUGGGGCUGGCAGAAGUUGUCAAAAGCAGCAAUUUGGAGGGACUUCUAAUCCAAAUGUUCAUAGCGGGAUUUGGGGUUGUGAAUUGUUGGCCAAUCUACGAAGCAAUGGUCUUCAGAAAGGAUAAAGGAAAAUUGCCUACCAAGAUCACUCUCACUGCAGCAUUUCUGACUUGGGCCCUUUACAUUGCAGCUUCUUUCAUUUUUAAGUAACAAAGGUUCGCUAAUGUGAUUUGCAUAUUUCCUUAAUGAUUCUGCUUUGUAUUGCAUCAGAAAGACAAAUAAGAUGGUAAAAAGCAUACUGUCACUAGCUAAUAUAUCCUUUUUGAAAACGAAA